Messenger RNA from Diachasmimorpha longicaudata, 1821 nucleotides. It is a transcript of the gene Rab27, whose product is annotated as ras-related protein Rab-27A. Gene Ontology annotation, cellular component: secretory granule; Golgi apparatus; exocytic vesicle. The record is from RefSeq and is a predicted model, not a curated record. Gene Ontology annotation, molecular function: GTPase activity; GTP binding. The transcript has 5 exons. The coding region runs from base 452 to 1078 and encodes 208 amino acids. Gene Ontology annotation, biological process: exocytosis; positive regulation of exocytosis. NCBI's taxonomy places the organism in Eukaryota, Metazoa, Arthropoda, Insecta, Hymenoptera, Braconidae.
CACACUACGCAUGCCCUUGUCGAAGGAAGAAGCUGAAUGCCCCAUACAUCUAAAGCUUCUAUAGGAGUAGUCGCUUGUGUUCGUCAUGUACUACAGUAGCUUAAUCGUCUAUCGCCAUAUUGGCACUGGUAACUCUAGAGUGUAGUUAAACAACUUAUCAAACUGCCAAAGUGACAAGUUCAACUGGAUUAAACUUAAUUACAACAAUUAUAUUAAUGAAUUAUAUUAAUUAAUUGAAAUAUUGGUUUUUGGGUUUAAAUGCUCAAAGAUACGCUUUGAUAUUCCAAGUGUAUGGCAACAGGUGUUCAGGUACAUGCAGUUGGGCACAUGUUUGUUCAUUAAUUUUUUAUAAUAUUGGGGGUAACCAAGCACGGAACACCGACGUUAAUAUUAAAGUCAUUCAUAGAUAGACAAUUCAUCGAUACAAAAUUUUUCUUGACAACUAUUAAAUAUGGAUUACGACUACUUAAUUAAAUUUUUGGCACUGGGUGACUCGGGAGUAGGCAAAACGAGCUUUUUGUAUCACUACACCGAUGGACUUUUUAAUGCACGUUUUGUAUCCACUGUGGGCAUUGAUUUUCGAGAAAAACGAGUGAUAUAUAGAACUACCAAUGGCAGAACUCAGCGAGUGCAUUUGCAAUUGUGGGACACUGCCGGACAGGAGAGAUUUCGGAGUUUAACGACAGCAUUUUAUCGCGACUCAAUGGGAUUUCUUCUGUUGUUUGACCUGACGAAUGAGCAAUCAUUUCUCGAAGUGAGAAAUUGGCUGGAGCAACUCAAGACUCAUGCUUAUUGCGAGGAGCCCGAUAUUAUACUCUGUGGAAAUAAGUGCGAUCUGGAGGAUCGUCGGGUGGUCAGCGAGCAAAAAGCGCGAGAACUCGCCGAAAAAUAUGGCAUGGUAUAUUUGGAAACUAGUGCAGCUACAGGACAGAAUAUUGCACGCGCUGUUGAUGUUUUACUAGAUAGAGUAAUGCGUAGAAUGGAAGCUACUGUCGACACGUCACUGCUACCACAUCAACGAGUUUUGCGAUGCCAUGAACCAGAGCCGGAUAGACCUAGAAAUCCGUGCUAUUGCUGACAGUGUCAUUAUGCGUAGAGCAAUUUUUUUUCAACAGCUCUGACGCACCUAUUUUUUCAUUUUAGACUCGAGAGGGAAUUGGGUGGAGGAUGAUUAAGGAGAUACCGAGAUAUUUAAACAGCAUUAUUUUAGGUGGUACUCACACUUGGUGGGCGGAAAAAAAUUAUUACUAAAUUAACAAUUUAUUUCACUGAAAUGGUAGUAAAUUAAUACUUCAAGUCCCCAAGGGUUUUUCACUAUUUCAUCAAAAUGCUGUCAUUUUUGCCAGGGUUAUUGCAUUUUCUACUAAAGUUUUGGUAAAAAGUCAGCAGUAAUUGGAGAAUAAGUAGAGUAUUUAGAAAAUAACUAAACUACUGGUAAGAGUCAAUAAAGCAUUAAUUUACAUUCCUAGUUUUAUAGAUAUCAGUGUUGACUUUUCAAAUUUGGGGAUUGGAUUUGUAUUUAAAAACAAACAGUUUUUAAAGAAGUUAUUAACUCCAUAUGUAAUGGAUGCUUUGAAUACCGUAUAAAAAACUUUGUGAUCUUCGAUGCCAAAGAAGGAGCAAUUUACCUCUGUGUCAAUGUUUAUAAAUCAAUGAAAGGCACAAAACAAAUUGCGUUCAAAAGAGGGUUAUAUUUAUAAUACAUUCCAUGUUGUUGCUUCUGAAAUGUAUUCCAAAAAUAAUGAUGCGUUCGAGUUAAAAUAUGCGAUGUCGUUAGUUGGAAAAGUGUUACGAAAUAAAAUUCAUUUAUUGAAAAUGAUA